Messenger RNA from Chaetomium fimeti, 1839 nucleotides. RefSeq lists its product as uncharacterized. Lineage: Eukaryota; Fungi; Ascomycota; Sordariomycetes; Sordariales; Chaetomiaceae. Bases 169 to 1764 code for a protein of 531 amino acids. The transcript is spliced from 2 exons. Gene Ontology annotation, cellular component: membrane. Gene Ontology annotation, molecular function: N-acetylgalactosaminide beta-1,3-galactosyltransferase activity. The record is from RefSeq and is a predicted model, not a curated record.
CUUGUCGUGAAGGCCGUUUGCUGACACGCCCGAUUCUGUCCCUUUCAACUUCUCUUGUGCCUCCAUUUUUCGCACCAUCUCCCCCUCCGUCGCACUCCGCGGGUCGUGUAGUUUCAACAUAUUUCUGGGGGAAAUGCUGCCGUCUGCCGUUGGACCCGCUGCGACCCCAUGAUUUCGCCCAAGUCCCUCUAUGGCCCAGACCGCGUGUGGACGCCCUUCAACAAGAUGAUCACUAGGAAAUCUUCCCUCCUCCUCGCCAUCGCGACCAUCAGCCUACUCAUCCUCCUCUACACCUCGAGGAUUGGCGGCUGGUCUGGCCUGGACGACCCCUACUACCGCCCCGACCAUCACCACGACCCGCACAAGAGCCAGCAUGCGCCCCAGGGGAGUCCCCAAGAUGCCCCCCACCCUCCUCCGUCGUCACCCCAGCCGCCGCCGCCGCCGUCCGAUCCGGGUUGCGAGGGCUUCCCGGACACCAGCAAGGUGCUGCUGGUCAUGAAGACGGGCGCGUCCGAGGCCUACGCCCGCAUCCCCACCCAGCUGAUGACCAUGCUCCGGUGCCUGCCCGACUUCCUCAUCUUCGGCGACAUGGACCAGAACAUCGGCGGCCAGAAGAUCUACGACAGCCUCUCGACCGUGCUGCCCGAGGCCCAGAAGGGCAACUCGGACUUCGACCUGUACCGCCGCCAGAAGUGGUGCCUCGUCGACCAGGAGGUCUGCAACAAGCUGGGCGACCCGGCCAGGGAGGGGUGGAACCUGGACAAGUACAAGAACGUCCACAUCGCCGAGAAGGCCUACAAGAUGCGCCCCGACUACGACUGGUACAUCUUCGUCGACGCCGACACCUACGUCCUGUGGCCGAACCUGAUGCAGUGGAUCAAGAAGCUGGACGCGAAGAAGAAGCUGUACCUCGGCAGCGUGACCCUGAUCCACAACUUCAGCUUCGGCCACGGCGGCUCGGGCUACCUGGUCAGCCAGGCCGCCAUGAACGACUUUGUGGGCAACAACCCGGGCGUCGCCAACGAGUACGACGUCCAGGCGAAGAAGGAGUGUUGCGGUGACUACAUGUUUGCGCGCGCCCUAAAGGACAAGACCGACGUGGGAGUCCAGCAGAUGCACCCGGAUUCCGCCCCAAACCCCAUAAUCUCCGAAGAACACAUGCUGACCAACCCUCCCUCGCAGUGGCCCACCAUCAACGGCGAGAAGCCGGCGACACUCCCCUUCGGCCCGUCCCACUGGUGCCACCCAGUCGUAACCAUGCACCACAUGAACGCGGAGGAGAUCAACGCCUUCUGGCACUUCGAGCGGCGCCACAUGCGCAAAUCCUCGCAACCGCUGUUCCUACGCGACAUCUACGACGAGUUCCUCGCCCCCCACCUCAACGAGACGCGCGAAGACUGGGACAACAUGGCGGACAACCGCUUCUACGUGGACACGGAGUCCGGCCGCGAGUGGAGCGAGUGGCAGCUGAAGCGGAUGAAGAAGGCCGAAGAGUACAACGAGGAGGAGAAGAGCGCGCACAAGUCGUUCGCCGACUGCGCGGCCGCGUGCAAGAGCCUCGGCCCGGACGAGUGCUUCCGCUACAAGUACACCGACGGCGUCUGCAGCAUCAGCAACGCCUUCAUCAUGGGCAAGCCCGUCAAGCCCGCCGACGACGAAAAGGACCGCGUCAUGAGCGGCUGGGAUAUCGAGAAGAUCAACACCUGGGUCAGCGAGCAGGCUGCCUGCUCCGACGUCAAGUGGCCCAAUGUCAAGGUCGACUGAUAGACAGUCUAGGGUGUUCAGGUACCUUACCACACAAAGCCGGGACGCGAGGGGUGGAGAGGUGACGAUAAUGUG